Molecule: messenger RNA, 2333 nt
Organism: Colossoma macropomum (tambaqui)
Lineage: Eukaryota; Metazoa; Chordata; Actinopteri; Characiformes; Serrasalmidae
Gene: wdr48b
Product: WD repeat domain 48b
Exons: 19
Coding region: 50-2083 (677 amino acids)
Biological process (GO): protein deubiquitination; double-strand break repair via homologous recombination
Molecular function (GO): ubiquitin binding
Source: RefSeq, a predicted model, not a curated record
GUCUGACGUCCCGGACGUGACGCCUGGAAGUUGACUGUCAACAUGAAAGAUGGCGACCCAUCACAGGCAGAACGCUGCUGGACGGAGAAAAGUCCAGGUCUCCUAUGUGAUAAGAGAUGAGGUGGAGAAGUACAAUCGCAAUGGGGUGAACGCUCUUCAGCUGGACCCAGCCUUGAACAGGCUCUUCACUGCUGGCAGGGAUUCCAUCAUCCGGAUAUGGAGCAUCAACCAGCACAAACAGGAUCCCUAUAUAGCUUCAAUGGAACACCACACUGACUGGGUGAAUGACAUAGUGCUCUGUUGUAAUGGGAAAACAUUGAUAUCAGCCUCAUCAGACACUACAGUUAAAGUCUGGAACGCACACAAGGGGUUCUGUAUGUCAACAUUAAGAACACAUAAGGACUACGUCAAAGCUUUGGCAUAUGCAAAAGAUAAGGAGCUGGUGGCGUCGGCAGGUCUGGACCGACAGAUAUUCCUGUGGGAUGUAAAUACUUUAACAGCACUGACCGCCUCCAACAACACAGUCACCACUUCCUCACUGAGUGGGAAUAAAGACUCUAUUUACAGUCUGGCCAUGAAUCAGCUGGGAACAGUCAUCGUCUCAGGCUCCACGGAGAAGGUCUUGAGGGUUUGGGAUCCACGGACGUGUGCUAAACUAAUGAAGCUGAAAGGCCACACAGACAAUGUGAAGUCAUUAUUAUUAAACAGAGAUGGCACUCAGUGUCUGUCCGGUAGUUCAGACGGUACGAUACGGCUGUGGUCUCUGGGUCAGCAGCGCUGUAUCGCCACCUACCGGGUCCACGACGAGGGCGUGUGGGCUUUGCAGGCCAACGAGGCUUUCACACACAUCUACUCCGGAGGCAGGGAUCGCAAAAUCUACUGCACAGACCUGCGCAACCCUGAUAUUCGAGUGCUGAUAUGCGAGGAGAAAGCCCCUGUUCUCAGAAUGGAGCUGGACAGGUCAGCAGACCCUCCUCCUGCCAUUUGGGUGUCCACAACUAAAUCCUGUGUAAACAAAUGGUCUUUAAAGGGAAUGCAUAACUUCAGAGCGUCCGGUGACUAUGAUAACGACUGCAGCGCCCCCCUGACUCCGCUGUGUACGCAGCCUGAGCAGGCCAUUAAAGGUGGCGCCAGCAUAAUUCAGUGUCACAUUCUGAACGACAAAAGACACAUCCUUACCAAAGACACCAACAACAACGUGGCAUUCUGGGACGUGCUCAAGGCGUGUAAAGGUGAAGACCUUGGGAAAGUGGAAUUUGACGAGGAGAUAAAGAAGCGCUUCAAGAUGGUCUACGUACCUAACUGGUUUUCUGUGGACCUUAAAACAGGGAUGCUGACCAUUACCUUAGAUGAGAGUGACUGCUUUGCUGCCUGGGUUUCUGCCAAAGAUGCUGGUUUCACGAGCCCUGAUGGCUCAGACCCAAAAUUAAAUCUGGGUGGUCUGCUGCUGCAAGCUUUGCUUGAGUUCUGGCCUCGAACGCACAUCAAUCCUAUGGAAGAAGAGGAGGGCGAGGUCAACCACGUAAAUGGGGAGCAGGAAAGCAGGCUUCAGAAAGGAAACGGCUAUUUCCAGGUGCCCCCACACACUCCGGUCAUCUUCGGGGAGGCAGGCGGAAGGACGCUGUUCAGGUUGUUAUGUCGGGACUCGGGAGGAGAGACGGAGUCGAUGUUGCUGAAUGAAACUGUCCCACAGUGGGUUAUAGACAUCACUGUAGAUAAAAACAUGCCCAAAUUCAACAAGAUUCCCUUCUAUCUGCAGCCUCAUUCAUCCUCCGGUGCGAAAACACUCAAGAAGGACCGCCUGUCCGCCAGCGACAUGCUGCAGGUGAGGAAGGUGAUGGAGCAUGUCUAUGAGAAGAUCAUCAACCUAGACACGGAGUCACAGACCACCAACUCCUCCACCACCGAGAAGCCCGGAGAACAGGAGAAGGAGGAGGACGUGGCCAUGCUGGCCGAGGAGAAGAUCGAGCUCAUGUGCCAGGAUCAGGUUUUGGAUCCGAACAUGGAUCUGAGGACAGUGAAGCAUUUCAUCUGGAAAAGCGGCGGAGAUCUGACGCUUCACUACAGACAGAAGUCCACGUGAGAGUGACGUGAGAAUCACGUGAGCCUGCCAUCUCCCUCCCAGUUCGCCUUACUCGUCUUCAGCCCAUCUUUGCCCUGGUGUCCACAGGAGCGUCAUGGAGAACGUUCUGCUCUCCGCCCAGAGCCAUUCCUCACCUCACGUCGUGGGUCAUAGGAAAUGCAAACAGGACUGACCGUAUCAGACUUGAAUGCUUUAAGUUGACUUGAAGUUUAAGAUGAUUCGCUUUGUACAGAGUACUAAUCCAGAAUAU